UGCAGCGAAUGCUUCAUACCUUCGACCAGGAGGUUAUCAAUCUUCCCCCCCAAGGCCUUUCGAUAGGAAUAUCAAUACUCCCUCGAGAUUGCUUCCGUGUAACCAACCCUCCUCGCAUUUUCGUCAUGGCAUACGUCUUACUGGUAAUCGUGAGUACCUUGGUGCGCUUUCGUAGUAUAUUAUGCACGUUUUCUGCACUCCGCAGAGCGUUUUCAAGCGUUGCCUGCAUUGCCCGUUCCUCAGGUUCCGUCGGUGGGGUCCUGCCGCACAGUACAACCUGCGAUGGUUGAAGCAGAACCUCCGUCAAUGCCGCAGUGGCUGGCCUCCACCAUUCACAGUUCCCUCAACCCUCCACAGGCUCAAGCAGAAUUUAUCGAAGGAGUUUCAAGCCCGGUGCGAAACCAAAACGAUCUGAUAUCUCCCGAGUCCAGGAAGCGUCCAUACCAAUCUCCAACGCCGUCUCCACUGCUCCAACGUGCCAAAAAGUUUACACCGAAACGUAACAUCGCGACCUCGUCAGUUUCACUCUGUGGUCGCCAAAUUUCUGCAUACUCGUUCGAUGAUGACCCUGACGCUAACUGGAGCACAGUUAUGAAACCCGAGAAGAAAAAGAGUAAGAAUUUCAAGCCCGGUUACGUAUUGUCAUCGGGACCGUUCAGUCUCCGUCUUCCUGGCAUUGCGGUCGGAAAUUCAAAGGGCCGGAGGACGGGCGUAACACGGACAGAGAAGAAGCUUGACACUCAGACAACGAGACGUGUUAUCACUUACCUCCCACCACCACUACCACAGCGCACCGUAAAACCAACUGAAAAACUGCUCCAGGUCGAAGAACACUACGUCUCCGAUAACGACGGGCUCCCCUUUGGAUCCACACCAGCUGUUCAGUCGCCACCAGAGAGCGGUCGCGUAUCUCCUCUACCACACGCCUCCUCUGAUGAUUUGACAUUGGUGGAUGGAGUGAACGAGCAAGUGAUCGCAUUUGAUGCUAGCGAGGUGAAGACGCGGUAUACCAAGGUCCGCAAGCUUAUCAAAGAGACUCGCGUUAUGCUUCCGGAGCUGCUGGGUCUUCCGAGUUGUGGCAUUGUAUGGCGGGACGAUGACGUCGUACAAGCGGACGACAGUAAGAAUAGAGAAAUCAAGAUAAGCAUUUGGCCUUGUGACGGAUGAUUAGCGUGUAGGGCUAUCGCUUCCAUUGUGUUGUUAAUGUCUACCAUUCGGUUGCAGAAACGGACUCGUCUACAAAGAAGAACAGGACGAUACCACAAUUUAUGUUUAUAGGCUCUAUAGAA
Messenger RNA from Suillus bovinus, 1289 nucleotides. RefSeq lists its product as uncharacterized. NCBI's taxonomy places the organism in Eukaryota, Fungi, Basidiomycota, Agaricomycetes, Boletales, Suillaceae. The record is from RefSeq and is a predicted model, not a curated record. The coding region runs from base 283 to 1167 and encodes 294 amino acids. The transcript has 2 exons.